Messenger RNA from Dendrobium catenatum, 1806 nucleotides. RefSeq lists its product as uncharacterized. Lineage: Eukaryota; Viridiplantae; Streptophyta; Magnoliopsida; Asparagales; Orchidaceae. Bases 444 to 1391 code for a protein of 315 amino acids. The transcript is spliced from 9 exons. Gene Ontology annotation, cellular component: chloroplast. Gene Ontology annotation, molecular function: protein kinase activity; ATP binding. Gene Ontology annotation, biological process: protein phosphorylation. The record is from RefSeq and is a predicted model, not a curated record.
CUUCGAUUGAAGAUAAUGUACGUAAUGUAGUAGUUUAUUGAUCUAAUAAUGUCUUAAAUGUUUCCUAUGACCUGGCUUGGCAAUAGAUUGAAAUAAAAGUUCGGAAUUUGAUUAUGGAUCCAUGGUGAACUUUUCAUGUUUGGCGUUAAAAAUGGGAAGCAGUGAUUUUUGUAGCUAAUAUAAUCAUCUAACAAAAUUUCUUCCUGCUAUGAAAAAUGGGAAAAAAAUUAUUACUUUAGUUGGUCUAACAAUAAUUUCUUUUAAAGUGAAUUGCAGGAAGAGUUUGGAAUUUGGGAAUUUCAACCAAUUAGAAAUUUUGAUAAUGCUGUUAUUUAUCAUGAAUGUUUGAUUAUUAAGUACGAUAGAAAAAUAAAAAAACGCUCUCUGCUUAGUACGGCAAGUUGAUGACAUGUUAUGUUAGUCACGCUUAAUAGCCAUGAAUCAUGGGAUUUGUGCUUAUACAAUGCUUGAAACUCUACAGCUAUUCAUCGCUUCAACCUGGAGGACCUUCUGAUACUAGAAACAUUGAAGUGCCAAACGUUGGAUAUUCUUCAGAAGACAUUGAGCGUUUAAGAAUCCAAGAUAUUGGAGAAGGCAAAGUGAAGAUUAGGCUUUAUGAGGGAAGAGUUGUUAAAGGUCCUUUUCAAGGAGUUAGAGUGAUUUUUAAGGUUUAUCCUGGUCGACGUGCUGGUGGCAUUGAAGCAGAUAUGAUGGCUGCCAAUGAGCUGAAUUGUCAUGCUUCUCUUCAAGAAGAUUCAAAAAUUGUUUCUGAAAAUAUCCAGAUCUUGUUAGGCGGUUUCGAGACUAGAACUGGAGAGCAGUGGCUUGCUUUUCGUAAUGAUGGGAUAUAUAGUGCAGCGGACUACGCCAAAGUUAGAAGUGAAGGAAUUUCAAAGGAUAUUGCUAAUACUAAACAAACUAUCUGGCCUUCUUUGGACGGAGAAGGGAAAUUUAAGCGUCGAAGAUUUUUUGUUAUCAAAUUGCUUAACGGUGCUAUAAAUGGCUUGGCCUUUAUGCAUGAUCAUGAUAGGUUACACCAGAGCAUCGGGCCUGCUUCUGUUGUGCUCAAUACAAUAUCAGAAGGAGAGGCGACUUAUUUAGUGCCCCGUCUCCGGGAUUUGGCCUUUUCUGUUGACAUCAGGUAUACAUCAUUAGAAGCAGGUACUGGCCCUCUGUCCGAAGGAUUAUGGCGCCGGGCCAUUGGAGCUGGUGCAUAUAGCCCUUUAGAAAAAAGAGCAUUCGGGAUAGCUGAUGACAUUUAUGAAGCAGGGCUUCUAUUUGCAUACUUGGCUUUUGUUCCAUUUUGUGAAAUGGGAGUUAUGGACGGUCUCUCAUUGCGAAGGCUUUUUGAAACUACUUUCCAGCUUGACCUUGCCGCAGCAAGAGAGUAAGAGCCUCUCCUUUAUUUGAUCAACUCGAUCACCCUUGCAAUGGAUCAUCAUACUUUUAUUUAUGCCUUUAUCUCUGAGUUUGAAUUGCAAGAAGCUGUGGGAAGGCAUAUGAUAAAACAAAUGAAAGAUUUGGAUUUAGUUUUACAUUAGAUUUUAGAAAAAUAUAUUGAUAUAGAAUAUCUAAUGGUUGGCCCUCAGUUAUAGGCUCAAGUGUUUGGAUUUAAAAUGAAUUUGAUCAUUUGUGUAUUUAGCCCAACUUUAGAUUUACAAUCUCUGACAAGUGUUAUUGAAGUCAAUUGUUUGGUUUAUAUUGAGUGGUUGAUGAGGUCUGUGGCUCCCAUUUGUAUAGUGAUUUCUACCAAAGUUGAACAAAGUUUAAGAGCAGAUAAGCCUCAUGGUAGCUCCUUGUAGUUGA